This is a messenger RNA of Alternaria triticimaculans, 1734 nucleotides long. RefSeq lists its product as uncharacterized. The coding region runs from base 1 to 1734 and encodes 577 amino acids. NCBI's taxonomy places the organism in Eukaryota, Fungi, Ascomycota, Dothideomycetes, Pleosporales, Pleosporaceae. The transcript has 5 exons. The record is from RefSeq and is a predicted model, not a curated record.
AUGUCGACCAGCACUAUCCCGAUACCCCGCGACCCAACCGAUGACGAAGCUCUUGCCCUGUUCAAGGCCAUAGAGGAGAAGUUCCCAUCGCAGUCACUUGGAGAUGACAAGUGGUAUGUUCUUCUGCUCGCGGCGAUGGUAGGCGGCGGGCAGCCGGGCUUCGCGCCUCUGCUCUACAAGGAGCUCAUCAAGCGACCCGAAUGCCAAACACCCGAACAGCGUCAGGCGUUGAUGCGGAGGAUACGAGAGACACUGUUCAAGCUCAUCGUCAUCGUGGGCGUGUGCAAGCCGCUGGAAGCCAUCUUCGAUAUCGAUGCCAUUACGAGGCCAGAGGACAAGGAUUAUACAUUCUCCCGUAUAGAUUGGACGAGCAAGCAAAUCACCUACGGCCUCUAUCUAUCCGAUCACAGCAUCCUCAACGACGUCGAGACCGAGCUCACCGUACUCAGCGGCAUCAUGAUACAAAAUCUGCCGAGAGAGACAGCCUGGCAUUUGCGCGGGACAAGGCGCAUCGGCGUCAGCAAGGAGGACGUGGAGACAAUCCAGCAAUGUCAAGAUCAAGACGGCAUCACAACAGCAACAUUGUCUCCAUCGCUCAGGCAAUGGGCACACCUUCCCGAGGAGCUGAAAAUUUAUGUCUUAUGCUUUGUCGUUGGUGACAUUCCUGAAAGCCCCGUGCCAGACAGUAACUAUACAGUCAUCUUCCGCAAACAUAUGGAACCUAUCUAUGAGGUGCGGAACAAGGAACUGUACCGGCUGGCCCGGACCGCUUACUACAACAACAAUGUCUUCGAAAUCUGUAUCGAGGAGAAACCGUCUCAUUCGUCUCAACGAGUCACCUUUCGUUACCCUCCUGCAGAAAUAGCAAGCAUGAUUCGGCACUUACGCGUUACCGUUAAGACUUACACCAUGGAUGUUUCACGACUGGAACAUAUACUACUGUGCAAUUCGCAACCUUUGGCCUUUAUGCUGCAGGCAACAAGGCCCGUAUUACAAUCGAACGAACUAGGCCUGCCUUUACCAAUCAACAUACCCUCCGGCGGCACUCGCGUCGGCUUCGACGCCCUUCCCGAUGAGCUCAAGGUCCAAAUCCUCACGUACGCCCUCAGCACCAACAAGUACAUCAUGGCAAGGAACCACAAAGCCAUCGAGAAAGGUUUGAACCUACCAACUUUGCUACUCGUCAACAAGCGCAUGCACGCCCUUGCCGCACAAGUGUACUACAGUGGCAACACCUUUGUCGUUCGGCGCUCUGGCGUGUCUUGGGGGCACGUUACCCCGGGCGCUGACGACAAGUGGCGUUUCCCUCCGUUUGUGUUCGGUAGUCACGUUCGCAAACUGGUGAUACAGCUGGAGUUGUACCGUCGCAUUGACAACGCGGCACAGUGCCUAGAGCCGUCGUUGGAGAACGAUUGGCUGGUGCUUCUCCGUCCCCGGCCUGCCCACAAAGCUGCUACUCUCAAUGCGCCGCAGCAGGCAGGAGGGCAAGAUUGGCAGAAUCAAUUCCCCAAGCUUUCGGAGCUGACCGUGCGACUGAGCACUUCCCUCAGCUUGCAUUUACAAAUCAACAGUGACAGCGCUCAGGACCGACGAGCAUUACUUGAUCUUCCAAACAAAGCAACUGUUGUGCUGCAGCCAAAGCUUUUGAGGCUCCAGAAUGACUCAGGCGCGGAGCUCAGGUCCAGUGACCCGAUGCAUGGGGCCAUUCACAACAUGGUCAAGCUCAGGAUCUAA